This is a messenger RNA of Brenthis ino (lesser marbled fritillary), 1266 nucleotides long. NCBI's taxonomy places the organism in Eukaryota, Metazoa, Arthropoda, Insecta, Lepidoptera, Nymphalidae. The record is from the annotation of a GenBank genome assembly.
AUGGCACGCUGGAUCGCUUGUCUUUUCCUCCUCGUGGCGGUCGUUCAGGCCCGUCAUGAAAAAUAUGAGGGGCACCUGUUAUAUCGUGUAUGGGGGUCUUCACAGCAAGUUGCUUCCCUGGAAGCUAGUUUAGAUAUCUUGUCGGCAAAACCUGCAGCUAUAUCUGCCUCUGGUACACUGGAAGCUUUGAUUAGACUGUCUCCGGAGCAAAAGGAUCAAUGGACCACAUACUUCAAAAGCAAACAAAUGGGCUACAAGAUGGUCUCGAAUAACCUUGCUAGUAUUCUCCGAGUUGAAGAUUCAAUGAAUCGGAGAUCAAGACAGGAAGCUGAUAGUAGUAAUAGCACUAUUACCUGGGAUGCAUAUUACAACACUGAAGAGAUUAACAAAUACAUCGAUGAGAUUGGUGCUCAAUAUCCUGAGUUAGUUACAGUUAUCAACGCUGGUUUAAGUUACGAAGGUCGUCAAAUUAAGUACGUGAGGAUCUCUACGAGUCGCUUUGAAGAUCUCAAUAAGCCUGUUAUUGUUAUUGACGCAGCUGUACACGCUAGAGAGUGGGUCACAGCACCAGUUGCUUUAUACCUUAUCGAACAGCUGGUCAGUGGCGCUGACCCAGAACUAGUAAAUCGCCUUGACUGGAUCAUUAUUCCUAUGGUCAACCCAGAUGGUUACGAAUACACAAUAAAUGAGGAUCGUUUAUGGCGCAAAACUCGUUCUAAGGCUCACGAAGGUGCUGACGAAUGCCCCGGUGUUGAUGGUAAUCGCAACUACGACUUUUUCUGGGGUACCCGCGAAGCUUCAGCCGACCCCUGCUCUAUCAUAUAUGAAGGACCUACUCCUUUCUCUGAACCAGAAACCCGCAUUGUCAGGGAUGCCGUUUUAUCCAAUUUAGAACGUACUGCUCUAUAUAUAUCACUACACAGUUAUGGCAAUAUGUUCUUGUACUCUUGGGGAAAUGACGGUACGCUUCCACCAAAUGCUUUGGUGCUUCAUGUAGGUGGUAUUAGAAUGGCAACUGCGAUCGACAAGCUUAAGCUCGAUAAAGCCAAACCUUACAUUGUAGGCAACGCGGCCCAGGUCCUGUAUUACAGUACCGGCACCUCUCGGGACUGGACCCGGGGUGUGGGAAUUCCCCUGACUUACACCAUGGAACUUCCCGGAUAUGAAUAUGAUUUUGUUGUACCACCAACCUAUAUUAAGCAAAUUGUCACCGAAUCUUGGGCAGGCAUCGCUGAAGGAGCACAUUAUGUUCUAUACUUGUAUCAA